Messenger RNA from Plectropomus leopardus (leopard coralgrouper), 4415 nucleotides. RefSeq names its product SRY-box transcription factor 4b (gene sox4b). NCBI's taxonomy places the organism in Eukaryota, Metazoa, Chordata, Actinopteri, Perciformes, Serranidae. The record is from RefSeq and is a predicted model, not a curated record. Gene Ontology annotation, cellular component: nucleus. Gene Ontology annotation, molecular function: RNA polymerase II cis-regulatory region sequence-specific DNA binding; DNA-binding transcription activator activity, RNA polymerase II-specific. Gene Ontology annotation, biological process: camera-type eye morphogenesis; neuron differentiation; brain development.
GCUGCUUGAAACUCGACUGCAGGUCUGCAGAUGGAAGGCGGACAGUGUAACUCUAGGUUUCUUUUUUUCAUACCCAGCAUGCAUGGCUUUUGUGUCUAGGAGAGGGGACAGAGCCGAUGCAGGGAAAAGCACUUACCUUACACACUGUACUUGGGAGCCCUUUGUAAGAGCCCGGGUGCACAGUGUGGCACUCAGUCUGCGCUCUGCAGCUGCAUAGACUGUGUUCAGUCAGCACACGGCUGAAUUGAUUUUAUAACACAGACGGAAGAGACUGGGAGAGACAGAUAUCAGAGGAGAGUGGGCUAUACUGUCCAUGCUGUUCAAACACCUCCAGAAGCUGGAAAUUAAACUUUUUUUCUACAUCUUUAGCCUUUUUAAGGCUACACUGGACUGAACUGUUAUACUGCACAUCUCAGGAGUGAAUUACUUCUUUUUUUACUCAGCUCAAACUGUGAAGAGGGGGGAGAAAAGAGCUGAGUUUGCUUUAAAGUGAAUCGGAGGACCAAGCAGAGAGGGAGAGAGACAGAGCAAGUCUCCCUCUGUGUCAAUAACUGGGCAGCAUGGUGCAGAAAAUGAGCCACACAGAGAGCACCGCCGAGGCGCUGUCCUUUUUCGCCGGGGACUCGAGCUCCGACUCCGGGGCGUGCAUGGAUCUGGACCCGGCCGCCUCGCCUCUCUCCCCGGGCUCCACGGCUUCUUCAACCGCCGGGGACAAGCUGGGAGAGAACCCGGCGUGGUGUAAAACUCCCAGCGGCCACAUCAAGAGACCCAUGAACGCAUUUAUGGUGUGGUCGCAGAUCGAGAGGAGGAAGAUCAUGGAGCAGUCCCCGGACAUGCACAACGCGGAGAUCUCAAAGCGGCUGGGGAAGCGGUGGAAGCUGCUCAGAGACAGCGACAAGAUCCCGUUCAUCAGAGAGGCGGAGCGGCUCCGGCUCAAGCACAUGGCGGACUACCCCGACUACAAGUACCGGCCGAGGAAGAAGGUAAAAUCAAGCGCUUCCAAGCCCGGCAGCAGCGGAGACAAGGGGGAGAAACUCAACGGUAGCUCUAACAACACCAGCACUAAGGCAUCCUCAUCUUCGAGGAAAAAUGGAUCCAAAUCACCCAGCAGCAGCAAACCCCACAAAUCACUUUUCGGGAGCAGCAGCAGUAGCACCAAAGCAUCACCGUUUGCCUCCGAGCACCCAUCAGAGCACCACCACCACAACUCUCUCUACAAGUCCAAAUCUGUCUCCUCAGCAGCCAAGCAGAUACCGGAUGGCAAGAAGCCCAAGCGAGUGUACGUGUUCGGGAGCAGCAACUUGAGCGUGAGCCCCGCGUCCUCCGUGGUGGUCCCGGCCAGCCCGACGCUCAGCAGCUCGGCGGACUCUAGCGACCCGCUUAGCCUGUACGAGGACGCGGCCAGCGGCAGAGAGGAGGGAGCCGACUCCCCCGGCAGCAGCGGCAGCCUGGGCGGGUCUUCGGAGCGCCACGGCGGGCACACAUACAGCAGCAGGCGGGCUUCCUCGCCGACUCCAUCCGGCUCGCACUCCUCCGCUUCGUCCCACUCGUCCUCAUCCUCUUCAUCGGAGGAUGAAGAGUUUGAGGACGACUUGCUCGACAUUAACCCGAGCCCCAGCUUUGAUAGCAUGUCGCUGGGGAGUUUCGGCUCCUCGGUGCUGGACAGGGACUUGGAUUUGAACUUUGAGUCCGGCUCCGGGGGCUCCCACUUCGAGUUCCCCGACUACUGCACGCCCGAAGUCAGCGAGAUGAUCUCCGGGGACUGGCUGGAGUCCACAAUCUCCAACCUGGUGUUCACAUACUGAAAAAGGCAAAACGACAGGUAAUAUCCUGUAAAAUAUGACCACAAACAGAGUUCCUGGUGCAGUGGGCGUUAUAAUCUGUGUUAUAACUACACCAGACUAAAACUAGUCCCAUCUCGUCUACACAAGCUGCAAAUCCCUGGAAAGCUUAACUUUAAAGCAAAUAACUUGCUUUUUGUACUUUUCUUCGGAUGCAUCGGACUGGGGACUCGGUUCAACCACACAAGCGGAGUGCAAACAAGAGAAGGAGAGAAAAAGAGAGACUGUUUCCUGGCAGUGAAACGCUCAGCGCUGAACUGUUUUUGAACAACUUAACUGUGAUUGAUUUGCACGUUACGCGGUCCGCCGUUCACUUAAUCAAUGUUGUUGCUGAUUAAAAAAAGGGACAUUUCACAUCUUUUUACCAAUCGCCAAGUGAACUUCACCACUAAAAAGGUACAGAAAUAGGACUGUCGUGCGACAUUUUUAUUGUGGUGUGUCACCGAGAGGGAUUUUUAAUGAAACGGAGGUGGGUUGAUGUUUUUUAAAAGUCGAAUAUUUUUCUCAAAAAGCAAAAAACAUGUUAAGCAUGAUAGCCUACUUUGUUCCUAUCUUGUGCUGAGAUUUUCUGUGAGACUGUCGAGCAGUUUAAAAACUAGUAUUAGGGUUAUUUAAAUGGAUAGGUGGCGCUCGCUUUCGGUUCUUCUCUUUAAAAAAAAAAGGACAUUGAAAUAAUCACCAGCUGUUGUAAUUUUUCAAACUUCAGGAUUCAAACGCAACUUCAAAUCUGUGCUGAACUUUAUACACGUGUUCUCUACGAUUCAGGACCAAAAUUUCUUUUAAUUUCAGAUGAUAGCUAUAGAGAAAUCCUCACCGAUUUGUUUUUUUCAUCCUCUGAGCUUUGUUUUGUACAUGUAUUUAGAUGCCAUUUUUAAUGGGAUGUUGUAUUUAUAUACUGGGCCAAGCAUUUUUGACUUGAUCAUUUUUUUUAUUUCUUGUAUACAUGAUCUAGUCCUGUUUUUUUUCUUACACGGUUGUUCGUCAGUACGUCUGUGUCUGUCACAUUUCCUUCUCAGGCGAAGGGCUAGAGUUUUAAAAACACACGACUUUUGAUUUCAUUUUAUAUUUAAAUGUACACACUUUUUGGACACUUAAAAGAGAGGAAACAGUUUGAUUAUUUUCUCAGUGUAUUUUUGUACAAAUCUAUAUCGAAAAUGGGGGAGUCAACAAUCGGUGUGUGUAGCCUACUAAUACAGCUGUAUUGGAUUUCCUAAUUUUUAAUACCCCGGCAGGCUGGUUUUCAUGCUGCCUUCAAGUGCUCCUGGUAAGCUCGUACUUCAGAAUUUGUAUCCCCUGUUUCAAUGCUUUUGUAAAGACAGCCAGCAAAACAGACCUUAUAUCACUGUGGUGCCUAUUGUUUAAUAUUAGCAGUUAUAGGUACCGAGGUAUUUUUAAGAUACGUGACCAGAGUAGAGGACAUAAUAAGCAUCAGGUGUGUGAUUGGUGUUUUAAUUCACAAAUUUGGCAAAUUUUCUACCACUUUUACCAGCACCUACUGGCAAGAUUUCGUCGAUGUCCAAUCCCUGAACAUCCUAUGUUGUCAGUACAAACAGAAGGCACUUAGACACCCAGUUAUAAGGAUGCAAUUACGAUUUUUCCGACAGCACUUGAAAGCAGCACCAGCCUUUGUAUCUGCCUACCUUCUACGUUUACAGUGCCAGUCUGCAGGCUCCUUAAAGACACAGGAAUGCAUUAUUUCAGAGGCUAUUCCUGUGGACCAUGUGGGUUUUUACAGCAUCGCUAUCUUAAGCAGCCACUUGUUUUUUUGCAUUAUUCCGUCAGAUAUCUUUGCCUAUGACAACAAUUGAGGAGAUUGUAGCUUUAAAUUUGACUUAUUUCUUGAUGUUUUCAUUGACUGAUGUCAAAUUUUGCCAAUCAGCCACUGGAUUGACAAGGCUAUCAAUACAGCAAGCAAACAACAAGGAUGAUAACAUCAAGCAUAUUCAAAUUUCUGACUUGAGUUCCGCAAACACCUACUUGUACUGCGUUUCUCAUUGUAUUUGAAUAUAUAAUCUUUUCUACUUGUCAGCUAACUAUUAGCUAAUAAUUGUUUUAGUAUCUUUAUGGCAUGGUGAAUAGCAUUUGUAUUUCAGAUUCAGGUUAUUAGCUGUUGUGUUUUUCAGAAAAAAAUGAAAAAAUGAGGAAAAACGAUGAAACGUGAACUCGAUCUUUGUAUAUUUGACUGUAUCAUAAAGCAAAAAGAUUGUGUGUUUAUGUACGUUGUUGCUAUCGAGGACAGGCACUGUCUAGAACUGCUAUCUUUUACACAUCCUUACUUACAUUUAAGGUGGUCAGUUCAGGACUCUUUUUUUAUAUAUAUAUGAAAGCAUUUUUAAAUAUAUUGACUUUAUUUUUCAUCCAUCCUGUGCAAUAUGCUGUGUAGAAUUAUCAUUUAUUGUCUCUAAUCAUGCCAUAAACAAAGGACCCGCCCUUUUUCUGAGACUCAGAGAAAGGGGGGUGAAACUCAUGCCAGCUAAAUUGUGUCCAUUCACUGCCUGUCAGAUUGUUGAUAUAAACUUGUGUACAGAACUUUUUCAAGGAAGGAAAUAAAUAUCAGCUGGAACUGAAACUCUA